AUGGAGUCACCAAGCCUUCCGAUGCCGGCCAAAGACUGGACCACCACCAGUCUCCACCGUGUACUAUGUAUGCAAGGCGGCGAAGGUGACGUCAGCUACAUCAACAAUUCCGAUAGCCAAGCUUUAGCUAUAAGCUUAAGCAAACCCCUCCUUAUCUCAUCUCUCCAAUCCAUCAAACUCUUCUUCUCCCCCGACGACGACCACACCUUCCCGACCAUCAGAGUAGCCGACCUUGGCUGCGCCACCGGCUCCAACACUUUCAAUACUGUCGACACGGUGGUUGAGACUUUACGGCGGGGAUACAACACCGUGUACGGUGGUGGCCAGCCCGAGUUUGAGGCUUUCUUCUGUGAUUUGCCUUCUAAUGACUUCAACAUGUUGUUUAAACUGUUGACUGAGAAACAGAAAAUCGAAUCGUCUACGUAUUUCGCCGGCGGGGUCGCUGGCUCGUUUUAUGAUCGGCUUUUCCCGAAAGGAACGAUCCAUGUCGCUGUGAGCUUAAGUGCUUUACAUUGGCUCUCUCAGAUACCGGAGAAAGUGUUGGAGAAAGGUUCGAAAACGUGGAACAGAGGAAGGACGUGGAUCGAAGGAGCAGAGAGAGAAGUGGUUGAUGCGUUCGCAGAGCAAUCAGAAAAAGAUUUAGAUGCUUUCUUGAAGUGUCGGAAAGAAGAAAUGGUGAAAGGAGGAGUGUUGUUUGUGUUAAUGGCUGGUCGUCCUUCAGGCUCAGUUAGUCAAAUUGGAGACGAAGAUUCUCGAGCCAAACAUCCUCUCACAACUACUAUGGAACAAGCUUGGCAAGAUUUAGUAGAUGAGGGUUUGAUAGAUGAAGAAACAAGAGACGGUUUCAACAUUCCAACGUACAUGAGAAGCCCGGAGGAAGUGGCAGCCGGGUUUGACCGUAUCGGUGGUUUCAAGAUAGAGAAAUUGGAAUACAUGACAACCAUUGAUCACACUGAUGAGAGAAAAGAAGAGUGGAAGAAAGAUCCGGUUGCGUACGGACGGGCCAGGUCCAAUCUGGUUCAAACCGCUGUUCGUUCUAUGGUCGAGGCUUAUCUUGGACCGGACUUAUGCGAUGAGCUCUUCAAACGAUAUGAGAAGCGUGCUACAACCCGAGAACUUCUCCAUAUGACUUGUUUCUAUGGACUCGUCGUGUUCUCAGCCAUCCGAAUUUGA
Messenger RNA from Microthlaspi erraticum, 1173 nucleotides. Lineage: Eukaryota; Viridiplantae; Streptophyta; Magnoliopsida; Brassicales; Brassicaceae. The record is from the annotation of a GenBank genome assembly.